Molecule: messenger RNA, 2146 nt
Organism: Medicago truncatula (barrel medic)
Lineage: Eukaryota; Viridiplantae; Streptophyta; Magnoliopsida; Fabales; Fabaceae
Product: UPF0481 protein At3g47200
Exons: 3
Coding region: 213-1634 (473 amino acids)
Source: RefSeq, a predicted model, not a curated record
ACAGUGAUAUAACGGUCCUAAGAACGUACAAUUGCUCCAUAUAUACAAGCUUUUUAUUUUUAAUUUGAUCUUCUGGUGUCCAGUAUGUUGUGCUUUAGAAGUUCAGGAAGAAAGAAUCAAGAGUGUUAGAUUAAUCGGCAGUGCAUCAGACAAGGAAGAUUUCGAGAGAUAUAAAGUUGUAACUUACAUACUACUUAAUUAACCAUUGGAUCAUGACUCAUACGCUUAUGGAUAAAAGGAUUUCCCAACUAAAAGAGGCACAACUGAAGUUUGAGCAAAAUAGUAAAAUUUCAAUUCCUAAGAUUCAAAGGGUUCCUAAGUUUUUGCGACAAAAUGAAAGAUUUUAUAAGUAUUGCUCACCAAAGAUUAUAUCAUUUGGUCCGAUCCAUCACAAUAAUAAAUGUCUUAAAGAAGGAGAGCAGUACAAACUUCUAUGGACCUCUACAUUUCUUGAGGAAUAUGGCAAAGAAAUCAAUCAAGAUGGUAACCAAGCAUGCAAACUUUUGCUUAACAAGAUUGAAGAUAAUAUUGAAGAAUUGAAGAACAUGUUCACUGAAGAUGCAAUUGAAGGAUUCAAUGACAAUGAUCUUGCUUGGAUAUUGUUCGUGGAUGGAUGUUCCUUGCUACAUUUCAUGGGAAAUGUCGAUGACCAAUAUCCCGAAGGGCUAAAUCUUAAGUUUGACCAAUUGAUGUAUAUAUGGAGAGAUGUUUCGUUGUUAGAGAACCAACUUCCAUACCAAAUGCUUGAGAUUAUAUGCAAUGAAAGAGGCAUUGAUUUGAACUUUUUAGUUAACAAUUAUCAGGGUAUGGGUGCAUGCAAACGUUAUGGAAUGACAAUGAUUCCAUUGAAAAAUCCUAAACCAUUUCAUAUACUAGAUUCUUCGCGCUUGAUGUACUUGACGUCCGAUUUGGGAAUCGACGUUGAAGAACAAGGUCAGAUGGAAACACAAUCAGAAGGAAAUGAACCCAAUCAAACCGGGGAAAAUACAACCUUAAACCAAGAAGAUGAUGACGAUGAAGAAGUUCUUAGUUGUAAUUGGAAUACUUAUAAAAGCAUAAGGGAUCUAAAAAUAAUAGGAAUUCGAGUGAAACCAAAUAAGACAGAUGCAUGGACAUGGAGUAACGUUUCUUUCAAGUCUAAGUGGUUGAGUGGAGAACUAAGACUUCCUAUUUUUUUGUUCAAUGAUGUCACACCUUAUUUUUUUCGAAACUUAAUAGCAUAUGAGAUGUGUCCAGAUGUUCGCUACAACUACGAAUGUUGCUCGUUCUUUACCUUCAUGGAUUCAUUGGUUGACAACGCCGAGGAUGUGAAGGAGCUUAGAUUAGCUGGUGUAUUUCAAAACUUGCUUGGAAGUGACGAAGAAUUGGCAAAACUCUUCAAUGAUUUGGGUGACGAUUUGCCAACAAAAAUGUAUUGCAACAAUUCCUACACAGAUGCGGUGGCUUAUAGCAGGAGAUAUCUUCUCAUCAAGGUUCAAAUUGAAAAACAUUAUACAAACAAAUGGAAGACAUGGUUGGCUCAAGCUUACAAUACCCAUUUCAAUACACCGUGGGCUAUGAUUGCCUUCUUAGCUGCAAUGCUAGCAUUGGUUCUUACUUUUAUCCAAACUUGGUGUGCUAUCUAUCCCAAGUAGAACAUCAAAAAUUUUAAUGAAAUAAAUAAGUAUGUGUGAUUAAAAUGUCUAGCACCAAGAUCCAAGUUUCUUAAUUUCAUUCAAUUAGAGGGCAAAAAAAACUACUUCAGGUUGGGUAGUGCAAUGAUGUAAGGGUACUUUUGCUGGUCAUUUCUUGGAAAAUAUAGGCGUUUCUACAACCUUGCAUGCUGAGUUAAUUGCUGCAAAACAUGCUAUUGAGAUUGCUCAUGGUAGGGGUUGGAUAAAUAUUUGGAUUGAAAGCGACUCUCUCAAGAUUUUAGCAACUCCCUUCUAUGGUCCCUUGGCACCUUUAAAACAAAUGGCGAAUUGUUUGAAGCUUGUCCGAGAUUUUAGUUUUAGAUUUAAUUUCUCACAUAUUGAAGGUAAUAUUUGUGCUGAUAAGUUAGCGAACGUUGGGUUUCAAAUUGAUGGGUUUACUUGGUGUGAUGUCAUGCCAAAUUGUAUAUUUUUUGUAACAUAUUUAGUCUUUCAAAAUUCUGUUUCUAUUAGUA